AUGUCUUGCCACUGGACAAAGAUAGGAAGGGACGAGAGAGCGGCCCAGGCCAUAGGGUCGCUCUCUACUGGAAAGAAGCAGCAGAAGAGUUUGGCAGCCCCCUGGCAAACCGGGGUUGGUGGGGAUCCCACACAGCGGUCGAACAAAAAAGAAGCAAGUGAAGGUACUCAACCUUGGCACGUGGAACGUGUGAACUCUGCUGGACAAACCAACGCAGACAGACCUGAAAAGAGAACUGCACUAGUUCCCAAAGAACUAGCUCGCUACAACGUCGACAUAGCAACCCUAAGCGAAACACGCUUUGCAGACAAAAGCCAACUCACAGAGCAUGGUGGCGGGUAUAUCUUCUUCUGGAGCGGACGAAGCACGCAGAGUGUGAAGCUGAUCAGUGCCUAUGCUCCAACAAUGACCAACCCAGAGGACAUCAAAGAUAAGUUCUAUGAAGAACUAGACGCCCUCAUUGCAGCAGUCCCACAAUCAGAGAAGCUCUUCAUCCUCGGGAACUUCAAUGCCAGAGUGGGGACAGAUCAGCAAACCUGCUGUGUCUUCAUUGGAAGACACGGCACCGGCAGGUGCAACAGCAACGGCCUUCUGCUCCUCAAGUUCUGUGCAACCCAUGACCUCACCCUCACCAACACGCUGUUCCGGCUCCCCACCCGUAACAAGACAACUUGGAUGCACCCACACUCCAGGCAUUGGCAUCUAAUUGACUAUGUCAGCACCAGGAAAAGGGACGUACAGGACCUGAAAAACAGCAACAUUGCACUUGAAUUUGCCAGGGACCUUGACAACAGGCUGCCAGACACACCCCGGGAUGAACAGGACAGCACCGAGGAACAGUGGACAGCAUUCAGAGAAGUGGUGUACUCCACAGCCCUUGAACACCUGGGACCAGCAACCCGCAAACACCAGGACUGGUUCGAUGAGAACGAUGUGGAGAUACAGGCACUCCUGUCAGAGAAACACCAGCUGUUCAGAGCGCAUCAGAACGACCUCCAUCACAAGCAAAGAAAGACGCCUUUGCUUGUGCAAAAAGCAAGACUGUACGGACCUCAAUCCACCGGCUCCUUCCCCCUCCUCACUGCAGAUGGGAUGCAGCUGCUGACAGAGAAGAAGCAGAUCCUGGACAGGUGGGCUAAACACUUCAUCCAGGUCCUGAACCGCCCUGCCACGAUCAACAACGAAGCCAUCGCCCGCCUACCUCAAGUGGAGAUCAACAGGGAUCUCGACAAUCCCCCCACAGAAGUCAGAAAGGCCGUCAAACAACUUUCCUGUGGCAAAGCACGAGGAUCAGACGCAAUUCCUGCAGAGGUAUACAAAGCAGGCGGACCAGUCCUGAUGCAGAAACUGACAGAACUCUUCCAGUCCAUGUGGAGUGAAGGAAAGGUCCCACAACAGCUGAAAGAUGCCACUAUGGUCCACAUCUACAAGAGGAAAGGCAACCGCAAGUCCUGCGACAACCACCGAGGCAUCUCUCUUCUGUCCAUAGCUGGGAAGAUCCUGGCUCGCGACCUGCUCAACCGUCUCCUUCAGCAUCUUGAGCAGGGUCACCUUCCAGAAAGAAAAAUGCCAAGAGCAGCACAGUGA
Molecule: messenger RNA, 1587 nt
Organism: Penaeus chinensis
Lineage: Eukaryota; Metazoa; Arthropoda; Malacostraca; Decapoda; Penaeidae
Exons: 6
Coding region: 1-1587 (528 amino acids)
Source: RefSeq, a predicted model, not a curated record